UCCAGUAAGUCAGGACAGGAUUUUAUUGCACCGCCACCAUGGAGCAAAGUCCAAAGUCCACUAUGGAGCACAGUCCAAUAGUGGGUCCUUAGACAGACAGCAGAGGUCCUGCUGUGGCUGCCUGCCUCUCUGUCUGUCUGUCUGUCUGUCUGGGCUCCUGCUCCCUCCGGCUAUGAGGAAGUAGUUAGGGUGAUUUAGGCUAUCUCCUCUUUCAAAAUGUACGUACCCCAGGGCCACUUCCAUGCGGACCAGGGCCAGGCCCUAUGCCAGGCCCAGCCUCCGGAUCUGUUGUCUUCGGAGGGAUCGUCGACAUCUCAGGAGCUGAAGACCGAGCCAGAGACCAGGCCAGAUCAGGCGGAGGUCUGUCCAGUCUGCGGGGACAAAGUGUCUGGCUACCACUAUGGGCUGCUCACCUGCGAGAGCUGCAAGGGUUUCUUCAAGCGUUCGGUGCAGAACAACAAGCGUUACACCUGUGCAGAGAGACAGAGCUGUCCCAUGAACCCCUCCCAGAGGAAACGCUGCCCCUACUGCCGUUUCCAGAAGUGCCUGGCCGUGGGCAUGAAGAGAGAGGCGGUAAGGGCAGACCGAAUGAGAGGUGGCCGGAACAAGUUUGGCCCUCUGUAUCGACGAGACAGGCAGAUGAAACAGCAGAGAGGGGUCUACCACCACCAGCAGCACAACACCACCCCCUACAGGAUCAAACUGGAAAGUGCACAAACGCACCAGCCUUCCGUUUCAAACAACAUUCACCUGAUGUCCAGUCACACAUUGGCACCCCUGCCCUCUGACAAUGUCCACCAAUCGCAGGCCUACCCCUCUAAUAUGGGCCAUUCAGAGCUCCCCCCCAUGCUUCUGGACUGCACCAUGAACCGGGACAGGAGGGCUCUAGCUCCUCCCCUGUCCCUGGCUUACCCUGAAGUGUACCACCGUUCCAUCCAUGGAGGGGGAUCAGGAUACCACCAGGAGAAAAGUGAGAUGAUGCCUUACAGCUACGGCCCGGCACCUCCAACCCCGCCCACACCUAACGGGUUACUCACCACGCCCACAAUCACCCCGAGCUCCACCCCAACCCCAACCUCCACGUUGACUGCUCCUACACCUAGCUUCCUGGCCCAGCUUCUGGAGGGUGAGCCGGAUGAGCGCCAGCUGUGUGCCAAGGUGCUGGCCAGUCUGCAGAGAGAGCACGCAAGCCGUGGGAAACACGACCGCCUCAACACCUUCAGUAUCAUGUGUAAAAUGGCCGACCAGACUCUGUUUGGGCUCGUGGAAUGGGCCAGGAACAGUGCUCUCUUCAAGGAGCUUAAGGUGGAGGACCAGAUGGUGCUGCUGCAGAGCUGUUGGAGUGAGCUGCUGGUGCUGGAUCACCUGUGUCGACAGGUGGCAUACAGCAGAGAAGGCUGCAUCUAUCUGGUCACAGGACAACAGAUUGAGGUGUUGAACAUCCUGACCCAGGCAGGGGUCACUCUGACCAGUCUGGUGUCAAGGACUCAGGACCUGGUGGUUAAACUCAAGGCCCUCCACCUGGACACACAGGAGUUUGUGUGCCUGAAAUACCUGGUCCUCUUCAACCCUGAUGUGAAGUCGGUGCAGGACCGCGGGCAGGUGGAGCGGACCCAGGAAAGGGUGAACCACACCCUGAUGGACCACACCCUCUACACCCACCCGGGUCACACCGACAAGUUUGGCCAACUGCUGCUACGGCUUCCUGAGGUUCGCAGCAUCAGCCUGCAGGUGGAGGAGUAUCUGUACCAGCGCCACCUACAGGGUGAUCUGCCCUGCAACUCAUUGCUCACAGAGAUGCUGCACGCUAAACACAGCUGAAUACCACCUUGCCCUGCUAACAGAGAAUGCUUUACAAUACCCUGGGACUGUCCCAAAUGGCAACCUAUUCCCUACAUGGUGUACUACUUUUAACCAGCCCCCAUAGAGUUCUGGUCAAAAGUACUAUAUACUGUAGUGAAUAGGGUGACAUUUGGGACGUUUAACCCUGUUCCACUCAGAGAUGCUAAUUGCUAUGCACUUCUGAACAACUACCUGCUGGAAGGGUGCCUGCUGGACUUGGCUGGUGGGCUCCCUCUCUUCACCUGGGUUGUGUUAAUUUGGCACAGGGAGAGAGUACCUGGACUUGUCCAAUAAAAAAACGUGUUUUUGUAUUCCAUUGUAACACAUUUUUGCCAAGGUGUAGCAUGGUAAACACAACCAAGGGGUCUGUUCAAUAGAGUACAUCGUAGCAAAACAUUUUCAAACGGAAAGCAAACAGGACAAAUAUAGGUAUUACCUCCCUGUUUCACUGCAUUUCAAAACAUUUUCUCCAUUCUGUACAUCACCCUGAUGCCCAGGACUUGUUCAACUGCCAAUGAGCCUGUUAUAUGUCCACCAAGAUUGUAAUCUUUGCUCAAAGGUAGACAUUGUUCCAAAGCACAGAUCUGAGAUCAGGGCCCAGUUUUUCAAAAGUUACCUAUCUGCAUAGAAUGAAUAAAAUGGAAGAAUCCUUGACUUGAAUGGGAACUCCGGUUCUAUAUAUUCUUUCUAUGCAUUUACUCCUAUCCGAUAGCUGAAUUGCAUUUUUCAAAAGCUGGACCCAAUGACCCUAACGCUAAUCCUAACCAUUAAGGAGAUAAGACAUUAACAUCUGAUCCAGGGCCUGUGGUUAAUAACAACAUCCAUCUGCUUUCAGACGAGUUUGAGUAAUGUAAUACUUAUCUCCAAUUGAUCAUUUGUUUGAAACCCUGAGUAACUAGUCAGUAUUCAGUCAGAUGGGAGUAGGAACCAAAACACUGCUGUAUGCUUUCUCUUCUCCUGUACACACAUUAUGCAGACAACAUAUACAUAUCAUUUGACAAGACAAUGUUGUGUAUCGUUUUUAUCUGUCAGAUAAAAUCUGGAGUAAAGUAUGUCAUCCCUUUACCACAAGACCUGUUUGAAAUAAACAAGCAGAGGCGUUACGACGCCCCCUCAGA
Messenger RNA from Salmo salar (Atlantic salmon), 2960 nucleotides. RefSeq names its product nuclear receptor subfamily 5, group A, member 5 (gene nr5a5). Gene Ontology annotation, biological process: regulation of transcription by RNA polymerase II; tissue development; hormone-mediated signaling pathway. The record is from RefSeq and is a predicted model, not a curated record. NCBI's taxonomy places the organism in Eukaryota, Metazoa, Chordata, Actinopteri, Salmoniformes, Salmonidae. Gene Ontology annotation, molecular function: RNA polymerase II cis-regulatory region sequence-specific DNA binding; nuclear receptor activity; zinc ion binding. Gene Ontology annotation, cellular component: RNA polymerase II transcription regulator complex.